Kalmanozyma brasiliensis GHG001 is the source of this 2274-nucleotide messenger RNA. Its product is annotated as Zn(2)-C6 fungal-type DNA-binding domain protein. Bases 1 to 2274 code for a protein of 757 amino acids. Gene Ontology annotation, biological process: regulation of DNA-templated transcription. The transcript has a single exon. Gene Ontology annotation, cellular component: nucleus. Gene Ontology annotation, molecular function: DNA-binding transcription factor activity, RNA polymerase II-specific; transcription cis-regulatory region binding; zinc ion binding. The record is from RefSeq and is a predicted model, not a curated record. Lineage: Eukaryota; Fungi; Basidiomycota; Ustilaginomycetes; Ustilaginales.
AUGCCACCUGCAAAGUGCGACGUCAUUCCGAAGGAGCAAUUCACGCCCUUUGCCGAGAGACGCGCUUGCUCGGGAUGUCGCAAGAUCAAAUCACGCUGUAUCUUCCCAGACGACUCCAACAACUGCACACGAUGCAUUCGCCUCAGCAUUGAAUGCGUCGUACCGUCGCAUCAUCGCGGCGUCAAGCUCGAGGGACAACGUUCCAAGUCGUCGUCCUCGGUGCCUCUUAAGCGCUCUAAGAGUCAAUCGCGAGAUUCGGCCAGCCCAAGUCCAAACGAAGAGACGGACGGAUCGGCUUCGGCCUCGGUCAACCCCUUCUCGGUGCAAAGCUUGCUCGACACCACGUCGUCCGAACGCACAGCUUCGAAAGCGCUGCUCUCGUCCACCAUGCAUUCGCAUCUUCAGGAAGAACCCGCCGUCAAAGUGUCCACACCGGCGGUGCGACGUCCGCUCAUCGAGUCCGUCAUCAUUGCAAAUCUCUUCGACGAAGAUGAAGUAACAGAGCUCGUCCACUUCUAUUACGAACGCUUGAAUCCCAUCAUUGCGUUGCUCGACAGCCAGAUCUACAACCUCAAAUCGCUCAAGACCAACCCGGACUAUCGCAUCUUGCUAGCCGCGAUCUGCACCGUCGCCUCCAAGUUCAUCAAGGUCGACCGCUAUCUCGACUCGCUCGAGUUCCUCAAGCCUGCUCUCUCGCGUAUCGCCGCAGACGACAUUCCUCCGCAGCUCGAGAUCAUUCAGUCGCUCUCCAUCCUCGCUAUGUGGAAGCAUCCCAAGGACGGCAGCAGUUGGCGCAAAGUCAGACUCGCCAUCACACAAGCAUUCGAGCUUGGCUUGCACGAGCUUUUCGGACCCCAGAAGCGCUCCAAAGGCGGCCCGUCCCGAUCCUACAUCCAGUCACAGCGCACUCUGUUCCAGCUUUCUUGCUUCGAAGACGGCUACCGCGACCAACGUCACCUGCCACCUGCCAUUGACCCGAGCUUGCUGCCUGACCCGCGCGAGUGGAUCGACUCGCUUGGAGAUAUGGUGCAGGACAUCGAUGUGCGCCUCGCCGCCUCGCGGGAGAACGCCAACAUCAAACGCGAUCUCAUCACCUCCCUCAAGCACUCCAACGCCAAGAGCCCGAACCCUUCGCAGAUCAGUCGUGCCACCUGCCUCCGCAAUGCGCGGCUGAUCAAGAUGGCCAUCACGGCGCAGACAUGUUCCAGCUCGGUCUGGAUGAACCCGCCGGCGAGCGAGAUUCCUUGCCAGCACUCUGGACGUCCUUGCUUGCUGUUUCACGACACCAACACGCUCUUCAACUACUAUCGGGCGCUCUACUCCAUCUACAGCUCACCGCUGCUCUCAGGCCCGUCUUUCGCCGACGACAGGCAAGCAGCAUUCCAAAAGUGUUCGGAGCUCUCGGUGCAGCUAUUCGAGCUUCUCAACGGCGCCUACGGUCAGGCUGGAUACUAUCGCUACGUGCACGACAUUGUCAUCCUGAACUUGGCCGUCUCAGCUGUUUGGAUCUGCGACAACUGGCGUGCCAUGCCGCAGGAGCUGGCCAUGCAGGCAUGUGCGGCGAUUCGACAGGCUGCCGAUGCCACCUCGCCCUCGUUGGAGGAUUACCUAGAGCAGGGCUCCUACCUUGCCCGAUUCCUGCGCUUCUGCUGCAAGAAGCUGCCAUCCACCAUGUCGAUCAACGAGAACUCGCCUGUCAAUGCCGAAGAUCUCGUCAUCUCGGAGGAUGCCAAGUGGGCCAUGGGCCUCAAUCCCUUCACGCAGCUGCCCAAUGCCUUCGGCAGCGUUCCCAUCGCCUCGGGCUCGUCCUUCCGCCCGCCUUACUUGCCGUCAGCUUCACCCAACAACUCGAAUGGCAGUGGCAUGCAGGUGCCCAACUACGGAGGUCAAUACCGCACCGGGAAUGGCAACGGCGCACAGCACGGCUUGUAUCACAACCACGGCAGUACGGGCAGCCAGGCAUCCGGCUCGCCAUCCCUGCUGUCCACUUCGUCGCCGCAGGGUCAUCACGGCAGCAUGGCUGCGAGCGGCAACGACCCGUCGCUGUUGUUCAACAAUGGGCACAACCACGGUCACGGCCACAACCACAGCCACAGUCAUGGCCAGAGUCAUGGCCGUCAGUCGCAUCAUCAAUCUGGCGGCGGCAUGAACAACUCGACCGUUCAGUACUUGUCGGAGAGCCUUGUGCCACCCGCAUACCCCAUGAAUUGGGACACGUACGACGACAAUUCGAUCAUCACCUUCCUACAGUCGAUCUCUAGCGCCUCCGCCUGA